Trametes versicolor FP-101664 SS1 is the source of this 1701-nucleotide messenger RNA. RefSeq lists its product as uncharacterized. Lineage: Eukaryota; Fungi; Basidiomycota; Agaricomycetes; Polyporales; Polyporaceae. The transcript is spliced from 4 exons. The record is from RefSeq and is a predicted model, not a curated record. The coding region runs from base 1 to 1701 and encodes 566 amino acids.
AUGACUCGGCGCGAGUUCAGGGAUGUCUCUUUCGGUGUAUUUGGGCGCGAUCCUGGGGCGGGCCCUCAGUUUCUGGCAUUUGAUCGAAGCUUGAGACACAACUCCGACGGUGGUGGUUCGAAUUCAGUACAAGAACCACGGCACCGUUCCUCGGACCUCAACUCUGGCGACGCUCUUGGUGUGGUACAACAGACGGCCUUUAAUUUAUUUCAAGCGAACAAGCCGCCACCAGACCCGUCCCGAACACAACCACCCAUUCCCAUUCCCAUCAAACCGCGCCCAGCCCCAGGCCCUCUCGCGUACCUCGACAAUGGCGGGAACACGGAGGAACAGACGCACCUGCCCAACGAGACGCAUCUCUCUGGACCCGUCGACUCGCCACCGACUGAGUCUUCCGGGAAGCGCACGAGCACCACGACCUCCAAAUCGAACCGGCGUUGCCACAAGGGCGCAAAAGGUGAUGGGAUCGAGGCGCAUGGUCCGCUCCCCUCACUUCCGCACCCGAUCGUACCCUCCCACCAAGCGAUGCCCUCUCCCCACCUCCGUCGGUCGUCGUAUCUAGCACACAGAUCACAACGCACUCAUCGUCGCGGCGAUGGUGGCCCCAUUGACCUGGACUCGGACCUGCGUCGUCUCACGCCACAAGAGGGUGAUUUCGGGCGGCGACGUCUCCAGGACAAACAGCAAAUCCUCGUCGACACAUUGAAGCAGCUCAAGGUUAUCGAAGAGGAAUUGGCACAACGGGGUAAACACGCCUCGCUCCGCGUCUCCGAGAGCAACACGGCCGACUGUGCCUCUGCUCCUCAGCAUAGCUUGACGAUGGGAUCAGCGCAGAACGGCGCCAGCAACAAUCCAUGGACGAGGCUGCGGCAUUUCAGCACUACCGCAGUCUACCCCACCUUCAGCGAACGCCAACGCCACGGCGGCUUCCUUCCCGCUGAAGGUUUUGUUUCACAGUACGGGCAACCAAGGCACUCCAGUAUGGCCUCUCCCAUCCCGCCGACCGUGCAGGAUCAGCGUCCCCUGGAUAUUCGAAGCAUGGACGUGCAGAACGCACCUCCACCGGGACCUCCCUCUCACAAUGUCCGCGCCUUCGUCGAGGUUGAGAUGGAGGCGACUCCCAUUCCACCAGCGCCGCGUCGCCAAGCGCAUGCUCACGCCACUGUUGACGGUGGGAUCGUUACCGCGACAUCCUCGUCUACAUCCCACGGCAAUCCCGCUCCGCCCUUCUAUCCAGGACAGGCUGGAUUCGGCGGGCAGGGGGACGUCGUGUGGGCCGGUACUCUUCCCGUAUGCUCAGUCUCCGAAUUAGCGACCGUCCAGCCCGCCAGCACCAGGCGUGGCAGACUCGGCGAAAUCCUCGGCGCCGGUGCUCUGGAAGCCGAAUGUUUCUUUGACGAAGCGCGUGCUAUACCCUGCGACGCGUCCGUCGUGAAUAUUGGUCUGGAGUUGCAGCCGGGAUAUGAGGGCACAUACGAUGUACUGCCUCCCUCGCAUGCGUCGCACCCGCCAGUGACCUUUGAGCCGCCUUGGGAUUCGCUCUCGUCAACUUCCCUGCCUACUAGUAUCCCAGAUUCGAGAUCCAUUAUCGCGCCCUUUGAGGGGCCUCGAAUGCGAGUGAGCACGUACUCAUCCUUGGAUGGUGCAGUGUCCGCAUCUACCCCGUCAUCCUCUACUACCCAUAUCUCCUAUCCUAUCUGA